AUGUCGUCCUUUGCAGCCCUCAAGCAGCAGCGCGAGGCGAGGAGGGCGCCUCGCUUCGCCCCUACGGCCCCAACGGCAGCGCAUCCCUCAGCUGGCUCAGGGGACAUCUGCGGCGCUGAGCCUACCGUGACAACGACGAAGACGACGACGACGGCGCCCACUUUAUCUGAACCACGAACAUCAAAAUCCGAACCAGCCCCUGAGCUUCCCGAUACCGGUGCAGAGGCCGGUCCGAGUGCAGCGGCGGCCGGACCCAGCAGCUGGCGCCUGGCCGAGAACGAUUCCCUGGUGGUCAGGACGGUCGAAGGAAAGGGCAGGGGCGUCUUUUGGCAGCCAACUUCGUCGCAGCCAGCGACUUGUCGACCUGGCGACAUCCUCCUUCGCCUCCGCCCGACGACCUCGGCGCUCGCCACUGAUGAGCUCGCUAAGCGAUGCUCCCAUUGCCAUCGCGCCGCCGCCGCCGCCGUCGACCCGAGUUACCCUGCUCACGCCCAGCAAGCAUCGACCUCGUCGGCUACCUCGCUGAUGCGGUGUUCGGCCUGCAAGGUGGUCAAGUACUGCAACAUCGACUGCCAACGGGGAGAUUGGCAACAGCAUCGAGAAGAGUGCAAGGCGCUGAGAUCCUACGCCAAGCUGCGGGCCGAAGCACGCUCGGCCAGGAAGCAGCAGGCUAGGGAAGCUAGGCAGCAGCGACGGGCAAAGAGAGCGGCGACAGCUGGAGGCGACGGCGACGGUGACGACGGCGAGGACGGCGAGGACGACGGCGAGGACGGCGAGGACGACGACGAGAUGGCGGUCGACAGCUCGAGCGACGAGCAGCCAGAGGGUGGCUCGGACACGGCUCCCGGUCCCGCAAUCCGCGCCAUGGCUCGUCUCGCCUGGGCGCGAAAGAAGGCCGGCAACAGCACCGUCCGAGAGCAGAUCGACCGGCUUCAGUCCCACAAAGCCGGCAUGGAUCAGGGCAAGCUCCAGGACCUCGCUGCGGUGUCGGUCAGCCUCGCACACUUCCUGGGUGCCAGCCAGGCUGUCAGCCUGGAGGAGCUGCCGAGCAAGCAGCGACAGGUGUUGCAGGAUCUCGGCAUGGGCUCGGCCUCGUCGCUGAUGGAUGCGGUCUGCAAGUUCGCUACCAACUCGUUCGCGCUGACCGACUCGGAGCUCAACAGCAUCGGCGUCUGCCUCGAUCUCACUGCCGCGCUCCUCAACCACUCCUGCUGCCCCAAUGCCGCGCUCGUCUUUCCCUCGAACGGCGCUACGCAUGACGGCCCAAAGGGUCCGGAUGCAAACGGGCCGAUGCAUCUGGUGGCCCUUCGCGAUAUCCAGCCGGGCGAUGAGGUGCACAUCUCGUACAUCGACGUCUCUGAUCGGUUCGUCGACCGACAGCAGGCGCUCCAAGAGCGCUACCUCUUCCAGUGUCGCUGCCCAUUGUGUCGGCGGACGCUCAAGCAACAGCAGUCGCUCGCUGUCGGAAGCGUGGGUGGGGCCGGAGGCGACGGCUCAGCGGUCAAGAUGUCGUCCAAGUGGCGAGACCCGCGAGAGGCGGUCUGGUGCCCGCAAAAGUGCGGAGGCUGGAUCAGUCGACCGAGCACGGACGCCCGAGAUGCCUCGACGCCGCUGGUUUGCAACAAGUGCCGGAAGGCGGCCCGGCUGGACCCAUCGGUGCUGGCCGAGGAAGUCCGUCAAGCGGCAGAGGCGACGCGCGAGGCCCGGAGCUUGCUGGCAGAGGGCGAUGCGGCAGCAGCGUGGCAAGCGUGCUCGCAGCUCCUUCCGGCGCUGGUCGACCAAUAUCCGCCCUCGUCUCAGCCGCUCUUCGAUCUGAUGCGGGUCGCACAGCAGGCGCUGAUCGAGCUCGGCUCGUCGAGCCUUCCAGCGGCGCCUGGCGACACAAGACCGGCGUCUCAGGGCCAGGAUCGCAAACUGGCACCGAGAGAAGGGCCAAGCAUCGACACCGACGCCACUGCCUACUUUUUCGAAGAGGCGACGAGGCUGGGCAUGCUGAUCGCUGCAGGCUGCCAAGCGUCUACCCUGGGGUCCUCAGCCGAAGGCGGGCCAGUCUACGUCGAGGGACACCCGGCCAGGGCCAUUGCGCUGGCCACGCUGGGCAAGCUGUCGCUGGUCGAGAUUCAGCAGCAACCUGUGGCGGCGUCGUCAGCCCAGCCCUCGUCGACCUCGCCGUCGGCGGCCCAGCGGCUCGUCAGCCGGCCCUCGUCGAUUCCGUCGAUCCUGCGGCAGCCACCGGUCAUUCCGACGGAUGCCAGGCUCGCGUUCGCCAAGCAGGUUCUGGUGCAGGCGCUGCGGGAGCUCGAGAUUGGCUUUGGCCGACGCAACGAAGGCGGCGAGGCGGGACGGUCGGUGAAGCGGACGCUCGAGGAGCUCGAGAGGGAGAGCGCCAUCGUGACCCAGGCGCUAAGGGAGGGUGGCCAAGGCAGCAUCGCAGCGUGA
Pseudozyma flocculosa PF-1 is the source of this 2439-nucleotide messenger RNA. RefSeq lists its product as uncharacterized. The record is from RefSeq and is a predicted model, not a curated record. Gene Ontology annotation, molecular function: protein binding. The coding region runs from base 1 to 2439 and encodes 812 amino acids. The transcript is spliced from 3 exons. Lineage: Eukaryota; Fungi; Basidiomycota; Ustilaginomycetes; Ustilaginales; Ustilaginaceae.